Molecule: messenger RNA, 899 nt
Organism: Betta splendens (Siamese fighting fish)
Lineage: Eukaryota; Metazoa; Chordata; Actinopteri; Anabantiformes; Osphronemidae
Exons: 5
Coding region: 166-801 (211 amino acids)
Biological process (GO): cell surface receptor signaling pathway; T cell costimulation; positive regulation of T cell proliferation
Cellular component (GO): external side of plasma membrane
Source: RefSeq, a predicted model, not a curated record
ACAGAAUGCUACUGGGCCACGCAGCCUUAUCUGUCAGUGUCUUCAGACCUGAACACGCUUCAAAGAUCGCUGUAAAGAUCUCUACACAAAGGAUGUAUACAUACAACAGCACUUUACACCAAGGAAAACAGAGGAACUGAAAGAGUGGAGAGUUCAGCACUAAGGAUGAAGAUGAUCUUCAGGAUCCUGCUGCUCAUCAGCUUCAUCUCAUGCGUCUCUGGAUCAUUAGUAGUGAAUGUGACCCAGACCCACUAUCAGGCAGAGCAGAACCACAGCAUCACACUGGAGUGGACCUUCACACCCAAACCUGACGUGUCCAUCACCUCAGUUUACAUCUUCUGUCUGCUGGUGACUGAUCUCAGAGUCUCAGUCCUGUUUCAUCUCCAUGAAGGUGUUGAGGUCUCAGAGUCUCAGGAUCAACAGUUUUCAGGACGAGUCCAGUUUGACAGAGACAAGCUCAGAGAAGGACGGAUCAGACUCCAAGUGUCCAGACUCAGGACUGAUGACUCAGGACUGUAUGACUGUAUCAUCAGAACAUCAGAUGGUUGGAACAUGGACGUAUGUCGACUCAACGUCACUGCUGUUGAUCAGCACAAAGCUCAGACAGAACCAGAGAACAGAAGGAGAACGGGCCUUAGUGCUACAUUGGUGCCGACAGCAGCAGCAGCUCUAUGGGUUGAAACUCUUCUGUUGAGCCAGAGUUCAAAGACAAACCUGGGUUUGGAUCCACCCUCAGUUGCUGCCACUCAAACCUUCCCUGCUGUGUUUCCAUGUUGUCUAGUGUCAGUUGGUUUGAGUUAGUGGAGGUCUCUGUUUCUGUGUGUGUAACAUGUACAGUAAUUUAGCACUUUAUCAAUUAUUUGUACCUACUGUAAAUAAACACUUAUUUUUGCUAUGAA